GCUGCGGUGCCCGCCCACGCCCCAGGGGCCGGGGCCGCCGCCGGGGCGGGGUCAGCCUGGCCGCCGGGGCCGCCGCGCCGCGUGUCCCGCCCCGCAGCCCCUCGGCCACAGCCCCUCGGCCACGGCGCGGGGUUCGCCGCCAUGACGGGCAGUAAUAUGUCUGAUGCUCUGGCGAACGCCGUGUGCGAGCGCUGCCAGGCGCGGUUCGACCCUGCCGAGAGGAUUGUGAACAGCAAUGGGGAGCUCUACCACGAGAGCUGCUUUGUCUGUGCUCAGUGCUUCCGGCAGUUCCCAGAGGGACUCUUCUAUGAGUUUGAAGGUAGGAAGUACUGUGAGCAUGACUUCCAGAUGCUGUUUGCUCCUUGCUGCGGGGAAUGUGGUGAGUUCAUUACUGGGCGUGUUAUCAAGGCAAUGAACAACAACUGGCACCCAGAAUGCUUCCGCUGUGAGCUCUGCGACGUAACCCUUGCUGACCUGGGUUUUGUGAAGAAUGCUGGCAGGCACCUGUGCAGGCCAUGCCACAACCGUGAAAAAGCCAAGGGACUGGGCAAGUACAUCUGUCAGAAGUGCCACUUGAUAAUUGAUGAGCAGCCUCUGAUGUUUAAGAAUGAUUCCUACCAUCCAGAUCACUUCAACUGCACCCACUGUGGGAAGGAGCUGACGGCCGAGGCGCGGGAGCUGAAGGGGGAGCUGUACUGCCUGCCCUGCCACGACAAGAUGGGCAUCCCCAUCUGCGGGGCCUGCCGCAGGCCCAUCGAGGGCCGCGUGGUCAACGCUCUGGGGAAGCAGUGGCACGUCGAGCAUUUUGUUUGUGCCAAGUGUGAGAAGCCAUUCUUGGGGCACCGACAUUAUGAAAAAAAAGGGCUGGCCUAUUGUGAGACUCAUUAUAAUCAGCUCUUUGGAGAUGUCUGCUACAACUGCAGCCACGUGAUAGAGGGAGAUGUGGUAUCAGCUCUUAACAAGGCCUGGUGUGUGAAUUGCUUCUCCUGCUCCACCUGCAAUGUCAAGCUCACACUGAAGAAUAAAUUUGUGGAGUUUGACAUGAAGCCUGUGUGCAAGAAGUGCUAUGAGAAAUUCCCUCUGGAGCUGAAGAAACGUCUGAAGAAGUUGUCAGAGCUGGCAUCCAAGAAGAUCCAUCCUAAAGCUUUAGAUUUAAACUCUGCUUAAAGCAAACAGGUCUGUCAGUCUCCUGACUGCACUCUUAACACAAGCUGCUGCUCACUGCAGCUGUUGAUUACAGAAGCAAUUACUAAGAAGUGGAACCAAAGAUAAGCAGUACCUUCCCCUGCUUCUGGUGCUGUCUCUUGCAUCUAGACUGUCCCUUUUCCCAAGCAACUGUCUAUUAACACUGGCAGGAAGAGGAGUAUGAGUUGUGCUUGAGCAGUGCACAGGCUGAUUAUUAAUUUGCUACUAACAUUGCAUUUUGCCUUUGUGGAGCUGUACACAAUCUUUCCUUCCUCAAUUGAGCUGUACUACUCUUUCCACUCGUCUAGUCUAAGGAAUUAGGAAAAAGUGGUUAAAUAUAGGGCUGGAAGAAAUGUAAGAUUUGCUCUUUCUCAAUCAGAGUAUCAGAAUUUUUCUUACUCUGGCUGAAGCAAUUUUUAGGUUUUUAAUAUCUAGGCAAAUAGUCUGAAAGUUGUCAUUCUUUACUACAUGCAAAAAGUUCUGGUCUUUCUCCAGAUUGCUACAGACAAUAUAUGGGUGCCCUAUCCCAAAUCCCAAUCCUUCUUGUUUGUAGAUUUACUGGGCAAGCCCAGGAUCCAGUAGCUAUGGCAUCUGUACUGCCCAGUCAGGCCCAGUGUUAAGGCAGCUAAGAAGUUUCCUUUGCUGCUUCUGUGUUCAGUACUAAGGAGAUUUCAGCUGUCAAGGCCAUGUGAACCUCUUCAGAAUGGUUGGGCUCUCCUUAAGGAGAAGGUGGCUAUGGGAAACUAAACAUUUUAUUAGAAAUGACACUAAUUUUCUCUGUUCUCUACUAUUACAUGGCUGGUCAACACAAAGCAUGUCUUGUCCAUUGGCAUAGCUGGUAUUUAUUGAGGCUGUGUGGUUGGAGCAUUGAUUACUCUUCUGCCUAAGGCAAUUGGAUAAAUAAUAUAGUACCAAUUUAAGCACUUCAGUUUUUCCCAUUUUCACUUUAUUUGCCAGCCAAGGAUAUGCUUCUUGGUCAUGCUCCAGAAAGCUCAAUUACAUGAAGGUGUUUCUAAUGUUUACAGUUUGUAGCAAAUGUGUUAUGCAGAAAAAAACCCCAUUUUUCUUAAAUUUUUUUUCCCGAAUAAGAGUCCCAUUCAUCUUUCUUUUGGAGACUUGAGUUUACUUAAGGAGAGGAUCUCAGACAUGAUGCUAAUAUCUCAAGCGUAUAGUCCUCCUCUGUAAUUUUGUCUGUCACCAGUGAGGUUUCACUGGUCCUACUAUCUCUGCUAUCACAACCCAAGGUGCUGAGAAAUUUACUGGUUUUGGAUAUUCUCAAUACUUCUUUAGAGGUGAGCCAUCAGCUGUACUGUUCCUGAACCCACCUGCAUGAUGUAUGACCAGUGAGCUGCUGAGUCCCCCAGAGGUGACCCCCAUACUUCCUUGUGCUGAAGCUGAGCAACCUGAACAUCCCGUUCCAUGAACAGUUGUGAGACUGUGCCUGCCCCUUUGCAAGGCUGACAAGCACUGGAAGACUACUGUCCUUUGCAUGAUUUAAAUCUUCCAAAAGUGGCUGGUUUAGUCAGAUGAACACAGCAGUUGUGCCUAGACAACACCCUGCAGCCACAGUUGAAUUAGGUAGCAAGAAGUUAUAGCUUCCCCAUUUCUUGUAUGUGUGAGCAGCAUUUGGACUGGGGCAAUAGUCUGCCUUAGAAUUGUGUUACCAUGCUUGCUGGAUCAACACCCAUGGAACUGCACCAGUGAUGCCAAAGCAGUGGUAGGAAAUCCUGGAUAAGUGAUCAGAAUCCCAUGUGUGAGACCAUCUCUUAGAGCUUCGCUGCCUUUGCUAACUCAGUUUCCAUCAGCUGCUGUGCUUUUUUGUUGCCGUAAGUUACCAUAAUCUUUUAACUGGGUUAUGCUGCAUCCACUGUAACAAUGUUGAGAGGUUGGCCUAAUUUUAGCAGUAAACUCUUUCAUCUUCUCCUGACCAAUUUGCACAGUAGAUUCCAGUAACAGUAGCUGCUUGUGUCAUUGCAUUAGGAGAACAUGUGUAUUCACUGUUCCUCACCAGCCUUAAAAUGGUCUUUGAGUUAAGGGCGCAAAGAACAGCAUGUCUUUUGGUGAAGUAGGGUGGCCCUGCAAAGACCCCCAUUUACAAUCAAACCUGUUGUUUGGCAUUUUGUCACAGCAUAAGAUACUUGAAUUCUGACCUAGGUGCAGCUCAGUAUGUUAUGCAGAUUCUUCUCAGCAUAAAACAUUCCAGUCUGUUCCUGUAAUCUCAGUCACAGGCCCUGUCUAAUGCUGAAUCUGAGCAGCUGUGUAUGCCCAGCCUCCUGGGAAGUGGUGGAGGAACACACAGCCACACAUUCCUGGUAAAUAUGGGAGGACUAUGUAACUAGCAGCCAAUAGGUAAUAUUCUUUCAGCAGCCACUCACAUUCAGCAAUGGAAAAUGCAUGUAUGUGAAUGGCAUUACUGCUGUGCUGCCAGUGAAGAUUUAAUGUGUGCUUUCACCUUGUCUUGUGUUAGAGACUUGGCAGACCUAGAAAGCUUCAGAGUUCUAAGGAGAGUUGAUACCAUUCUCUUUGAUAAGCUGUUCAGUUCUCUAGGAUCUGGAAUAUGUCCUUAUCUUCAGGAUGUUUUGCAAAAUUAAUUG
This is a messenger RNA of Onychostruthus taczanowskii (white-rumped snowfinch), 3779 nucleotides long. It is a transcript of the gene LIMS2, whose product is annotated as LIM zinc finger domain containing 2. Lineage: Eukaryota; Metazoa; Chordata; Aves; Passeriformes; Passeridae. Gene Ontology annotation, biological process: cell-cell junction organization; cell-cell adhesion; positive regulation of substrate adhesion-dependent cell spreading. The record is from RefSeq and is a predicted model, not a curated record. Gene Ontology annotation, cellular component: focal adhesion; cell-cell junction; cytoplasm. Bases 142 to 1167 code for a protein of 341 amino acids. The transcript has 10 exons.